CAGUGCCUACUGAGGGACGAGCCGGGGCGGAGGCGCCAGGAGCAGCAGCCGGGAGCCCUCACGCGGACCAGCGCUCUAUGGCCAAAGGGAGCCGCUGAGAGGAGAACAGGCGCUCGCUCGCACCCCGGCUCGCACUCUCGCUCCCCUGGCCCGCACUCGCACCCUCGGCUCCCCUGGCCCGCGCCUCCCGCCACCAUGAACCACUCUCCGCUCAAGACCGCGCUGGCGUACGAAUGCUUCCAGGACCAGGACAACUCCACGCUGGCUUUGCCCUCUGACCAAAAGAUGAAGACCGGCACGUCGGGCAGGCAGCGCGUGCAGGAGCAAGUGAUGAUGACCGUCAAACGGCAGAAGUCCAAGUCUUCCCAGUCGUCCACCUUGAGUCACUCCAACCGAGGUUCCAUGUAUGAUGGGCUGGCUGACAAUUACAACAACUACGGCACCACGAGCAGAAGCAGCUACUUCUCCAAGUUCCAGGCAGGGAAUGGCUCGUGGGGAUAUCCGAUCUACAAUGGGACCCUCAAGCGGGAGCCCGACAACAGACGCUUCAGCUCCUAUAGCCAGAUGGAGAACUGGAGCCGGCACUAUCCCCGAGGCAGCUGUGCCACCCCGGGCGCUGGCAGUGACAUCUGCUUCAUGCAGAAAAUCAAGGCAAGCCGCAGUGAGCCUGACCUCUACUGUGACCCAAGGGGCACACUGCGCAAGGGCACCCUGGGCAGCAAGGGCCACAAGACCACCCAGAACCGAUGCAGCUUCUACAGCACUUGCAGUGGUCAGAAGGCUGUCAAGAAGUGUCCCGUGCGGCCGCCCUCCUGCACCUCCAAGCAAGACCCGGUGUAUGUGCCGCCUAUCUCCUGCAACAAGGACCUGUCCUUCGGCCACUCGAGGGCCAGUUCCAAGAUCUGCAGUGAGGACAUUGAGUGUAGUGGGCUGACCAUCCCCAAGGCUGUGCAGUACCUGUGCUCCCAGGAUGAGAAGUACCAGGCCAUCGGAGCCUAUUACAUCCAGCACACCUGCUUCCAGGAUGAAUCUGCCAAGCAACAGGUCUAUCAGCUGGGGGGCAUCUGCAAGCUGGUGGACCUCCUCCGCAGCCCCAAUCAGAAUGUCCAGCAGGCUGCUGCCGGGGCCCUGCGCAACCUGGUGUUCAGGAGCACCCCCAACAAGCUGGAGACCAGGAGGCAGAACGGAAUCCGUGAAGCUGUCAGCCUCCUGAGGAGAAGCGGGAGCACGGAGAUCCAAAAACAGCUGACUGGGCUCCUCUGGAACCUGUCUUCCACUGAUGAGCUGAAGGAGGAGCUGGUGGCCGACGCCCUGCCUGUUCUGACUGACCGGGUCAUCAUUCCUUUCUCUGGCUGGUGUGAUGGUAACAGCAACAUGUCCCGGGAAGUAGUGGACCCUGAGGUCUUCUUCAAUGCUACAGGCUGCUUGAGGAACCUGAGUUCAGCUGAUGCUGGCCGCCAGACUAUGCGGAACUACUCUGGGCUCAUUGACUCCCUCAUGGCCUAUGUCCAGAACUGCGUGGCUGCCAGCCGCUGCGAUGACAAGUCUGUGGAGAACUGCAUGUGUAUCCUGCAUAACCUCUCCUACCGCCUGGACGCCGAGGUGCCCACCCGCUACCGCCAGCUGGAGUACAAUACCCGCAAUGCCUACACCGAGAAGUCCUCCACUGGCUGCUUCAGCAACAGGGGUGACAAGAUGAUGAACAAUAACUAUGACUGCCCACUUCCGGAGGAAGAGACCAACCCCAAGGGCAGCAGCUGGCUGUACCACUCAGAUGCCAUCCGGACCUACCUGAACCUCAUGGGAAAGAGCAAGAAAGAUGCUACCUUGGAGGCCUGUGCUGGGGCCCUGCAAAACCUGACAGCCAGCAAGGGGCUGAUGUCCAAUGGUAUGAGUCAGUUAAUUGGAAUAAAGGAAAAGGGCCUGCCACAAAUCGCCCGUCUCCUGCAAUCUGGCAAUUCGGAUGUGGUGCGGUCCGGAGCCUCUCUGCUGAGCAACAUGUCUCGCCACCCUGUGCUGCACAGAGUGAUGGGAAACCAGGUGUUCCCAGAGGUAACCAGACUCCUCACUAGCCACACCGGCAAUACCAGCAACUCUGAAGAUAUCUUGUCCUCAGCCUGCUACACUGUGAGGAACCUGAUGACCUCACAGCCUCAGAUGGCCAAGCAGUACUUCUCCAACAGCAUGCUCAACAAUGUCUUCAACUUGUGCCGCAACACUGCCUCCUCACCUAAGGCUGCAGAGGCUGCCCGGCUACUCCUGUCUGACAUGUGGGCCAGCAAGGAGCUGCAGAGUGUCCUCAGGCAGCAAGGUUUCGAUAGGAAUAUGAUGGGAAACAUAGCUGGGGCCAACAACCUCAGAAACUUCACCUCCCGGUUCUAAGAAGAGACUGCCCAAGCAAGUUCAACUUGCAGAAAGACACGACCCAGCUGAGAAGACCUCAGGCCUUGAAGAUGGGUUACCUGCUCCAUCCUGCGUGGUAUUUGGAGACGUUCAGAUGCAACCAAGAGCAGCCUGAAAACUGUGGAUGAUGGAAAUAAUUUUUGAUUCUUUUUUUUCCUUAGGGGAACUGGCAGGCUAUAGGGUUGGGGAGGUUGGGUGGGGGGGCUUUCUUGAGUUAAAGGGGCUUACAUCUGAUGUCAAUACUUUCUUCUCUGAGAAACAGUAUAUAUAUAUAAUGUGUAUAAUGUAAGUAUGUGUGUGUGGUGUGCCUGUGUGGUGUGUUCACGCAUGUGUUCGUGUGUGUGUGUGUGUGUGUGUGUGUGCCUAAAAGCAUAACCAACAAGAGAAACAGGCUGGGUGUGACGAUCCUUUGCAGUUCACAGGCAGCACAGGGGACUCUCCGUGUCUCCCUUUAUAGACAUGUGGGCUGCACCCACAUGAAAGCUUUAGCCAGCAGAGCCCCAGACUUCAGACAGCCUGCAAGCAGCUAUUGGUGGAGAAAGGAAGUAAGAAGAUCACCUGAAGCCAGAACUGUGGGGAUGUGCUCACUCAUCUCCUCAAGGGGAUAGGGUAGGAACAGAUGGGCACUGGGCACUGCCUGCUCAGGCUUCUCAGAGAACAGAGAGGAAGACUGGAAAUUAGUUGCAAUGCACCUCAGACCCAGCUUGCUGAGCGUCAGGUGAGGGAGUUCCCAGAGGCUGAAGGAAGGGAAUUUGGGUGGAUAGACCAGGUAAAGGAAGUGUCCUGUUAAGGCAUCAACUAGCCCACAUUCCAGCCAUCAGCCUCUUUCUUCAUGAACUCUAGCUGUUCUGUCUGCCCUCUGUCUCUGUGAAACAAAACUGCCUAGUGGGGUAGAGGCAGCCAACCCCAGGACCCCAGACUUCACACUGCAGACAGAAGUACCAAAAGAACAUCUGAGAACCCCAUGAGUGAGCCUGUCUAUGUGAAGCCCCCUAGGACAAAUGACUGAUGGACAGAGCUGAGCCUUCCCCCAGAGCCUUCAUGUCUAGGCUAUUGCUUCUCCACUGGUGUGGUUAGUGCUGGGUAGACAUGAAUGAUAAGGGCCAUACCUCUCUCAAGGAGGGUAUAGAAUGCUCCUUGGCCCAACCCUCUUCUUACCCCAGCAGUAAGACCGAAAAAUUCCUCUAUGGCUCAGGGUGGCCUAGUAAACGAUCUGUCCAUUGAGGAUUGAGGAGGUCAGCUACGUGAGGACAUUGUUCCUGAGAGGUGUCCUAAGCCAUCUACCCGGUGUGCUCUGGCACUGUGAGUCUGCAGCAUCCUUCCCUGUUUGGCUUGUGUGGGAUUCUGCCUCCUACCUCACCUCCUCUCUGAUACCAGCGUGGGAUGCUGUCCCACCACACUGUCCUUGGGUAGGCUUCUUGUGAUCUCCUUUGCCAGUCACUGGGAUCCAGAACAAUCUACUUCUUCAAGCAUGCCAUUGUCACACUACUCUGCACGACAGUGAGGGGAGCACUUAAGGCAAUAACAGGAAAUCAAACCUACAGUACCCCUGCCCCUCCAUAUAGUGUAUGUUCGCCCAAGAAAGGAUACCCAGGUCCUGGGCUUCAGGGACUAUCCACUUACUCAGUCAAUUUGAGAAAAUCAUGUAGAACGUUCAAGUCAACAAGGGAGACUGCUGUAGGCCCUCAAGAAUGACGUUCCCACCCAACCCCCCAGUAUCAUCCUCACUUCCUGCAGCCCUCGGACUCAGUUUUCUUUUCCCUGGGAGGAAGGUUGGGUAGGUUCACCAUUUGCUUUGGUGAUGAAGCAGGUCUUAAGAUACCCAGAGGUCAGGCUCAAUUGUGGGAACUUCUUCCAUGAUCUCAAGCUGGCCAGAUGGGCUGGGCCCAACAUGUGCCUGUCAUUCCAGGGAAAAAUUAAAGGGACUUAUGAAUAAAUUCCUAGAAGCAGGAGGUAAGGGGCUGGCUGGACUUUCUGUAUCCCAGACUUAUCUUCAUGGUUUUUUUCAUCAAAUUUGCCUCCUAGUUCCAUAUCUAAAACAAGUUACAAUUUAGGACCAAAUGAGAAAGGACAGAGGCCCUGUGUCUUCCUUGACUUUUGGACUUGCUGCAGCGUCUGGGACCCUCCGUCCAGCCCUCACUGUCCUUGCUCCAUCUUGUAUGAGAACCUUGUGCUGAACGGGCCCAGUUUCCUUGUAUGAUACACCAUGUAUUUGCUUUGUCAAAAUAUAGGAAAUCAAUAAACUACUAGUAUUUCUUUGAAGGUUU
This is a messenger RNA of Mus musculus (house mouse), 4670 nucleotides long. RefSeq names its product plakophilin 1 (gene Pkp1). Gene Ontology annotation, biological process: positive regulation of protein localization to membrane; positive regulation of transcription by RNA polymerase II; cell-cell adhesion. The coding region runs from base 196 to 2382 and encodes 728 amino acids. The transcript is spliced from 14 exons. Gene Ontology annotation, cellular component: nucleus; cornified envelope; desmosome. Lineage: Eukaryota; Metazoa; Chordata; Mammalia; Rodentia; Muridae. Gene Ontology annotation, molecular function: lamin binding; DNA binding. The record is from RefSeq and is marked validated.